AUGUCUGCUCAGCCCCUCCAGGCCCAGCCUUCCGGCCCCAACCGUCUGCUCUGCUCCGAGUCGGACAAGGUCUACGGUGACUUCCGUGACGACCUCUCCCGCGAUGGCUACGCCAUCAUCAAAGGCGCCAUCCCACGCGAGCGUGCCGACAAGUACGCCGACGAGAUGUACUCAUGGCUCGAAGGCUUCAACCUCGGCUUCAACCGCCACGACCCCAGCACCGUCCACAAGCGGCACCUCCCGCACAUCACCGAAAAAGGCAUGAUCCUCAACUACGCCGCAACGCACGAGUCCUUCGCGUGGGCGAUCCGCGGCGAACCGGGCGUCAUCAACACCUUCGCCGCCGUCUACGACACGCCCGACCUGCUCGUCUCGUUCGACGCGCUCAACGCGUCCUUCCCCAACCGCACCGACAUCCCGGCCAACUCGCCCUGGCCGCACCAGGACCAGGACCCGGAGCGGCCGGGCUUCCGCUGCCUGCAAGGGCUGGUCAACUUGCUGCCGAACGGCGCCGACGACGGCGGGCUGAUCGUGUGUCGUGGAGCGCACAGGCUGAGCGAUGAGUUUCAUGAUGCGAUGAGGGCGGCGAACGACGAGAGGAUUCCGGCGUGGACGAAUGAGUGGUAUGGGUUCACGGAUAGGGGGAUGAGGUGGCUUGAGGAGAAGGGGUGCGAGUGGGUGAAGUUGUGUGCGGAGCCUGGCGAUUUGCUGCUCUGGGAUAGCCGGACGCCGCAUUACAAUUUGAGCCCGACGGCCGGGAAGGAGGGCGCUAGGCCGAGGUUUGCGAUUUAUACGUGUUAUAUGCCCGUGGCGGAGGCGACGCAGGAGGAUUUGAGGAGGAAGAGGGAGGCGUUUGAGAAGCGCGUCGGGACUACUCACUGGCCCAAUGCCAAACAUGUUGGCAGCAACGUUGCGAAGCGCGAUGGCGAGGAUGACCCGCACAACAGGUUCAAGCCUGUCAACGAGCCAGUCUUGGAUGAGCGCACUUUCAGGCUCACUGGUAUUCCGUACAUUCAGGAAUCGGUUGAAGUCCCGGUUAUCGCCGUAGUCGAAGCUCCGCAAACGCAAAGCAUCCAGCCCGAGGUGGCAGUAGGAGCGUGA
This is a messenger RNA of Lasiodiplodia theobromae, 1101 nucleotides long. Its product is annotated as Phytanoyl- dioxygenase. NCBI's taxonomy places the organism in Eukaryota, Fungi, Ascomycota, Dothideomycetes, Botryosphaeriales, Botryosphaeriaceae. Bases 1 to 1101 code for a protein of 366 amino acids. The transcript is spliced from 3 exons. The record is from RefSeq and is a predicted model, not a curated record.